UCCCUUCUCAGUUUUGAAACCGUGCGCGUGUGCGAUACGCCGUCACCCCGUCCUCUGGCAGUUUGGCUUCUGUUCUUCAACACUUCUCGGUGAAGAGACCUGACGACUAAGAAGUAAGAACUGAGAAGAGAAAGGAGGGUCGACUGUCGAUAGAAUCUUGUUCCAUCAACAACAAUGGAGCCUGGAGAUGAAGGGAUCGAGAGAGUGGUUGAUUCAAAGGAUAUGCAGCAACAGAGCAAAGCCCUCGACAAACUCACUGACCGUGUUGAAGAUCGUCAACUCAACUCCACUAGGGUUCAAGAGGCUAUGGCAUCGAUUGCUGCAUCUGGUGAAGCUGAUUGGAAUGCGAUGAGAAUGAGGGAGAAGGAAUUGGCUUCUGUUAAGAUCAAUGCCGCAGAUGUAGACAUUAUUGCAAAUGAGUUAGAGUUGGACAAGAAGGUAGCUGAGAGAACAUUACGAGAGCACAAAGGUGAUGCGGUUGCUGCCAUCCGUUACCUUCUUCGCUAAGAAGAUAGCAGACAGAGAUACCUGCGAAGCAUUUUAUUUUAUGUUUUUAAUGCCUAGUGAUAUGGAUUAUGAAUUAUAGCCAACAUGGUCAUUUGCUACUGUUAAUUGUGCUCACAAUGGCUGUGGAUGUUACCUGAUGGCAAUUUUGCAGACAGUUUUGAGUCGAAUUAAUCAGUAUCAUUGAAGAAAACCUGCUUGACCCUUCGAAGUCGGGCUUUGGUUUUUCACACGUUCCUUAUCCAGUAGAUGGAUAUUUAAUCACAUACUUGAGAUUGUAA
Macadamia integrifolia is the source of this 785-nucleotide messenger RNA. RefSeq names its product huntingtin-interacting protein K-like. The record is from RefSeq and is a predicted model, not a curated record. Gene Ontology annotation, biological process: negative regulation of apoptotic process; protein stabilization. The transcript is spliced from 4 exons. NCBI's taxonomy places the organism in Eukaryota, Viridiplantae, Streptophyta, Magnoliopsida, Proteales, Proteaceae. The coding region runs from base 175 to 507 and encodes 110 amino acids.